CUCCUGUUACAGAAGUACAACCAGAAGUAGAUGCUUAGCUUCGUCUUUUCGUCUUCAAUACGUCUAUUUCUAAGGACUCUGGGACCUGUUGGUCGUCUUGGUGUUCGUACAAUGGCGAGUAAAGUUGAGAUCAGUUGUCUUAUGCAACCGGAUCAUGCCAAUCUUGGAGGUAACGUUCAUGGAGGUACAAUACUACAGAUGAUUGAGCAGGCAGGAUGGAUAUCUGCAACGAGACACUGCAACUCUAUGCGGAAGGAUGCUGAUGCUGUUGGUAGCGACAGUGCUGCUGUAACCGCGGCUCUGGUUCGAUUAGAGCACAUAGAUUUCAUGAAACCGAUGCACAUAGGAAACAUUGCUACGCUAGACGCUGUAGUGGCAUACACUUCUUCUCGGUCUCUGAUGGUUGAGGUCACUGUGUAUGCAGAGAAUGUGUUUGAAACCACUAAACUUGUAACAAACAGAGCAACUCUAUGGUAUGUGGCAGUGACUGUAUCAGGAAAAGAGUCUGGGGCACUGAAGGUUAUGCCCGUACCUGAGAUACCUGGUCAGAGUGAUGAAGAGAAGGGAAAAGGUCGAAGGUUGUAUUUAGCACAAAGGGCCGACAGAGCAGAGCACCCUGAAAUGGAGCCGCAAGAGGUGUUUUGCAUUAGUGAAGAUGUUCGUAAGAAAGCUGAACCUCACACAGUCAGUUCAUCAAUAUCUACAUUAAGUCAAGUUAUAGGAUCAUCAGACUGUGUUCAACCCAACAACACAGCUUUGGGUGGUGUUAUAAUGAAGCUAAUGGACACAGUGGCUGGAAUUGUUGCAUAUCGUCACUGUCAUACUAAUGUUGUCACUGCCUGUAUAGAUGCCAUCAAUUUUCACAGGCCUGUUUACAGGGGAGAUGUGGUCACUGUGCUGGGGCGCCUGCUGUUUACAAGCCAACGUUCAAUGAUAAUUGAAGUGCUGGUGAUGCGGGAGAACUUACGUAGUGGCAAGAAAGAGCAUACAACUAGUGCAUUUUUCACAUUUGUUUCAUUGGAUAUAAUAUCUUGUAGACCGCUUAAGGUCCCACCAUUGAUUAUAACAAAUGAUGAAGAGAAAGUCAAUUAUGAAAGAGGCAGACUAAGAUAUGAGGCAGCCAAGCUGGCAAGGAAGCACUAAGACUGAAAUGUGUGGACGUACUCUAGUUGGAGAGAGUUUUUAGUCAUGUUACUGUUUUGUGAUUACAAAGAAGCGUUUUGUCAUACAUCAUACAGUUACUGACUGUUGUUGUUAGUAACUGAUUGUUGUAGAUGGUUAGUGGUUGAUCCAGGGAAGGUUGAAUUUGUAAAACACUUGUGGACAUUUCAAGUAUAAAAGGCUGUACACAUACCAUUGUCAGAUAAAAUGAAAAGUAGUUAAAGCUUU
This is a messenger RNA of Corticium candelabrum, 1389 nucleotides long. Its product is annotated as cytosolic acyl coenzyme A thioester hydrolase-like. Gene Ontology annotation, cellular component: cytosol; nucleoplasm; extracellular exosome. The coding region runs from base 31 to 1143 and encodes 370 amino acids. The record is from RefSeq and is a predicted model, not a curated record. The transcript has a single exon. Gene Ontology annotation, biological process: palmitic acid biosynthetic process; acyl-CoA metabolic process. Lineage: Eukaryota; Metazoa; Porifera; Homoscleromorpha; Homosclerophorida; Plakinidae.